AUGCCUUCAGCAAGGAUCGGAGUGGUUAUCAUGUAUCUGCUCAUUCCUCUGUUACCCAUUUUACUCUUUGCCUCCUGUGAAACUGAUAUUGUCAGAUCUGAUGGCCAAGAGAUUCGCAGCGUUAUCAUGGAUCUUCUCAUUGUUCUGUUACCAAUUGUUUUCCUUGUCUCCUGUGAUGGCAGCAUUAUCAGAUAUGAUGGUCAAGAGAUAUUCACCCUAGUGAUAGUUGGAAUAAAGAAAGUAGAAUGUCUAUUUGAUUCACAGGCUGAUGCUAAAGAGAAAGAUUGGUGGAAGAAGGCAGGCUCCAUAUACGAGUUUACUGUCAAAGACAUAGAUGGGAAUGACGUUUCCCUUGAAAAAUAUAAGGACCAUGUGGUUCUUAUAGUUAAUGUAGCCUCUCAGUGAGGUUUCACCGCGAAGAACUACACUCAGCUGCAAAGUCUGCAUGCCAAAUAUGCUGAGUCAAAGGGUCUUCGCAUCCUGGGGUUCCCCUGCAACCAGUUUGGUGGGCAGGAACCAGGUACUGAAGCAGAGAUCAAGAAGUUUGUUGAAAAAUUUGACGUUCAGUUUGACAUGUUUUCCAAGAUCAAAGUAAAUGGGGGUGAUGCAGAUCCACUCUGGAAGUAUCUCAAGCACAAGCAAGGAGGAACUCUGAUUGAUGCAAUCAAGUGGAAUUUUACCAAAUUUCUAGUGGAUAAGAAAGGCCAGCCAGUGAAAAGAUAUGCUCCUAACACAGAACCUUUUACAGUGGAGAAAGAUUUUGAUGAAUACUUUUAGAAAAAGAUUCCAAAGAAGCCAUCCAUGACUUCCAGAGACUGAGUACCAAAAAUAUCAUCCCAUAAUCAGUUUUUUUUCAAUAAAUGAAAAGAAACAUUCAUAUU
Lingula anatina is the source of this 881-nucleotide messenger RNA. RefSeq names its product glutathione peroxidase-like. Gene Ontology annotation, biological process: response to oxidative stress. Lineage: Eukaryota; Metazoa; Brachiopoda; Lingulata; Lingulida; Lingulidae. Gene Ontology annotation, molecular function: peroxidase activity. The record is from RefSeq and is a predicted model, not a curated record.